AGUUCUCCCUUUUUUCAUCCUGCGCCCUCCUUUUUGCUCCUUUUCCCCUUUUUGGAGCAAUGAGAAAUGUUGCAGAGAUCUUAAAAUUUUGAGGUAGUGUUUUCUCUCUUGGAUGAUCUUCAUCCGAAGUUUCCCUAUUGAAUUGGUAUUUCCUUCUUGAUUUCAAUUUUGUAAGUGCAGUAGAAGUUUAAUGAAUGGUGCUUUCCAAUCUAGUAGCUUGCGGGCAGCAUUCUCGUACUGCGUACAGCAAGUGCGAAACUAUGAUUACCACCACUACCUUUGUCUUCUUGAGCUUCCUCCUAACAUGCGGAAGGCUGCUUUUGCAAUCCGCACCUUCAACAUCGAAACAGCCAGAGCUAUGGAUGUUGCUUCUGACCCCAAGAUUGGUCUUAUGCGCCUGGUCUGGUGGCAAGAAGCCAUUGACAAAAUCUACGACAAAAAGACAAUCGAACACCCAACGGCACAGGCGCUCUCCUCAGUGAUACACGAGAACAGAAUCACCAAGGGCUGGCUGAAACGGUUAGUACAAGCUCGGAUCAAUGAUGCAAGGAGGGAGGUCACUGAAAUCCCUGAAAAAAUCGAAGAGUUGGAGCGAUAUGCUGAAGAUACUGUAUCAACUAUUCUUUACACAACGCUGCAAGCUGGCGGUAUCAUGUCCACUGCAGCUGAUCACGCAGCAUCACAUAUUGGUAAGGCAAGCGGCCUUCUUUUGCUAAUCAAGUCGCUGCCUUACCAUGCUAGCCGCAACCGCCAUUUUUCAUAUAUACCGAUUGAGGUAGGUAAAAAGCAUGGAUUACUAGUUGAACAAGGAGGUCGAUCAGAAAUACAAUUGGAUUCUCAGGAAAACCUACGCAAUGCGGUGUUUGACAUGGCGUCUAUUGCUAACGUUCAUCUUCAGAAGGCUCGAGGGUUAGCAGGAACCGUGCCUGCUGAGGCUCGUCCGGUGCUGCUGCCAGCCGUGCCUGCCCAAGUUUUGUUGGACUCUCUGAGACGGGUGCAUUUCGAUGUGUUCGAUCCAAGGUUAGCAAAAGGGAUCCUCGGCUUGCCCCCCUUGUGGUUCCAGUUGAAAUUGAAGUGGCAUUCUUGGAGGGGUACAUACUGACUGUUUGUCUUUGCCCCUUUAUAAGUCAUAAAUUUCCAAGUGGAUUUUGGCACUUUGCAUCUGAGAGUUAUGCUGAUAUGAUAACUUUGAUUCUUUGGUUUAUGUUUUUGGUUUUGUAAGCUUAG
This is a messenger RNA of Morus notabilis, 1227 nucleotides long. Its product is annotated as NADH dehydrogenase (ubiquinone) complex I, assembly factor 6. Lineage: Eukaryota; Viridiplantae; Streptophyta; Magnoliopsida; Rosales; Moraceae. The transcript is spliced from 2 exons. Bases 191 to 1102 code for a protein of 303 amino acids. Gene Ontology annotation, biological process: biosynthetic process; mitochondrial respiratory chain complex I assembly. Gene Ontology annotation, cellular component: mitochondrion. The record is from RefSeq and is a predicted model, not a curated record.